Adineta steineri is the source of this 324-nucleotide messenger RNA. The record is from the annotation of a GenBank genome assembly. Lineage: Eukaryota; Metazoa; Rotifera; Eurotatoria; Adinetida; Adinetidae.
AUGAAACCAUCAUCUCUCCUCAUUAUCGCAUUUCCACCGUCACCAGUCCUCGUCGAACCAACUGCAUCUCAAGAAUCAAAUCCAUCAUCUCGUCCCCGUCGUACAAUUAAACCAGUACGACGCUUAAACUACAUCCGUCGACCAAAAAAAGUUGUUAAUCAUACAGCAGCAGCAACUACAAUAACAAAAAAAAAUGAACCAGUAUGUAAACAUACAGAUGAGCAAGUUAUAGAACUCUUAUCUAAAUUCCUCAGCUAUCGGGCUGAGGUUAAUAAUCUCAUAAAUGCUGCUCCAAGUGAAAGCACCAUUGAAGUCAUACCGUGA